CUGGUACUAUUAUGUGAUCUGACAUAAUCUUGGAAUCAAUGGCGAAGAGGACGCCAGUUACGUCCAGGUGAAAUGAUCCAUUUUCGUCGUUACAUUCAGUGGUCUAGAUUGCUAAAACAGGCACGCAGUGUGUUGGAUACGCAUUUUGGACUUGAUACGUCCGCAGGCAUCUCGUCCAAACCGCGUCGCUGCUGUACGCGGAGGGAAAACCUGCUGAGCUCGGAAGCAAUAUCCCAAGAAUAUUGAAUUACUGCAUAAGAUAUCGGAUGUCCUGAGCAAUUAUGAAAUACGCGGCAGCUGAAUAUUUUCCCCAGAAGUCCAGCGGAUGCUUUCUCUGCUUGUUUCCCUGAAAUAAGUCGGUGGUCAGCUAAUGUUACUUAAAGAUCAUGCUGAACGGCACAGAACAUCAAUAUGGUCCGUUUCUUUCGGAAUCCAUGAUGUACAAUGGACAACAGUCACUCAAAUCAGACAAUCCCUACAGCCAUAAAAUCUACUGGAAUCUUAACAAAAUUAUCAUCAUGAUCAUCACCAUGAUAACGCUAACACUGGGUGUGGCUGGAAACAUAAUGAUCCUUCUCACCGUCGUUAUUCGUCGAGUGAUGCACAACCCAAUCAGCUACUACAUGGUGAACCUGGCGGUGGUGCACACAGUUCUCGCGCUGGUCGUCUGCCCGUUCCUUACCUUUCAAAUCCUGCGCGACGUACACUACCGGCGCGAGGAGUGCACCGCCUUCUACGUGCUGCUCUACUGGCUCGCACUCCUUCUCGUCCUAUUUUUGUUGACCAUCGGCGUGGACCGCCUGUGGAAGGAGCGGUGGAACUGGCACUACCUAACGCACCACUCGGGCGGCCUGGCGCUGGGCGUGGUGCUGCUCUGCUGGCUGACGGCCGGCGCGCUGGCCACGGGUCUGGAGCUGACCGGCAGCGCUCGCCACCCGCUCCGGGAGAAGCUGUGCUACCCCAGCGGCCCAGCCGCGCGCGUCGCACCCCCGUCCCGCUCGGCCGCACCGCCGCACCGGUAA
Pollicipes pollicipes is the source of this 1022-nucleotide messenger RNA. RefSeq names its product alpha-1A adrenergic receptor. The record is from RefSeq and is a predicted model, not a curated record. Gene Ontology annotation, biological process: G protein-coupled receptor signaling pathway. Bases 387 to 1022 code for a protein of 211 amino acids. Gene Ontology annotation, molecular function: G protein-coupled receptor activity. Gene Ontology annotation, cellular component: membrane. The transcript is spliced from 4 exons. NCBI's taxonomy places the organism in Eukaryota, Metazoa, Arthropoda, Thecostraca, Pollicipedomorpha, Pollicipedidae.